AUGUUCGGGAUUCUUUUUUCUAUCGAUGAGAACCAAGAGCACAGCGAUUUUGGACCGGCAGCUUGCGAGAGCUUCAUGUCCGAGCAUGUGGUUGCUGAAUGCGGUGCUUUGCUGCCGCUGUUGCCUGGACUGGAGUUCGCCAUAGCGUGUUCCACCGAGGUGCAGGAGAAGGCUGAUGUCUCCAAGAUCGCCUACCUGCAGGCGUCAAGUCAUCUGCACCUCGCCAGCGCAACACCAGUUACCAAGAGAGCACCAGGGAAGCGCCACCGAGCCCAAACCUCUGACAUCCCACGGACCAUUGUGGAGAAGGACGCGCUUGAGCUGAUCCUGAAGAACACUCCGCGGGACCAGUGGGAGAACCCUCCUGAAGUCAAGGCCUUCGCUGAGAUGUAUGGGCCCGGAAAGGCUACGAAGAUGGGAUGGUGGGACUACUACCGGCUGAAGUUGGACAUGCCGGACACCACCCGCCUCGACUCGGAGCGCGAACUACAGGAGAUCGAGGAGUAUGAGAAGCUGAUGAUGUCAGGCAAGGUCCCAUUUGCAGUACCCGGCCCUUCGGGCUACUGGUUCACGGGCUUCGUUACCCAGUGGAAGGGCAAGGAGCCCUUUGCUGGCGACCAGGUCAUCACACUGACGGAGAAUGGCCUUUUUGCCAAGCAGUUCCUGUCUGCCAUGGCCUUCUACCGCGAAGGUCUGAAGCCCUGGCAGCGAGGAUUAGAGAGCCUGGGCCGCUACAGGGAGUGCUAUUUCCUGAUCGGGCCGUUCACGUCCCUCGGCCUCUCCUCAAAAGCUGAACAUGAGAUCUAUCUGACACUGGGCCCUUUGGAAGAGGCAGCAACAGUCGGCCUGCUCUGUGGUUGCGCUAUCGUCGGCAUCGUUUCGAUCGGUGGUCUGAUCUUCGGCUCGACCAUCAAGCCGACACGCUUUGACAAGGACGGCGACAAGCCAGGAGCUGGCUUCAUUGAGAUGAUCAACUGGCACGCCGUUGGUGGCCUUGGUGGUGCUGGUUUCGCGCAUGCACUGAUCACGGUAUUCCCGGCUGGUUCAUGGUAG
Messenger RNA from Symbiodinium pilosum, 1053 nucleotides. The record is from the annotation of a GenBank genome assembly. Lineage: Eukaryota; Dinophyceae; Suessiales; Symbiodiniaceae.